This is a messenger RNA of Chara braunii, 4224 nucleotides long. NCBI's taxonomy places the organism in Eukaryota, Viridiplantae, Streptophyta, Charophyceae, Charales, Characeae. The record is from the annotation of a GenBank genome assembly.
CCUGCAAGCCGUCUUCGCCAUUCAAAUUUUUUGAAAAAACCGUCGUUGUUUUGGCGCCAAUUGUCUCUCCCUCUCCCUCUCUCUCUCUCUCUCUGUCUCUCUUUCUUUUGGAUCAGGCAGAACCGUUGGAGAAGCGUUGUUAGCAGCCAUGGUGUCAUUCGAUCCUGAGAUAACAGCAAAAUGUCGGGAAAGGACUUCCACUGUCGUCGCCACAGGAGUUGGAGCUGCCGAAAGGCAAGUCGAUUUACCACGUUCUCGUCGGCGGCAGACUCGUCGAUCUUCAUAUUGGGAUUCGAUGGCUGUCGACGAUGAAGACGAGAACACGAAGGAGAAUGCGGCACCGAUGGAUACGUUCCCCAUUGUCGGGGAGAGGAGCGAAUUUCAACGUCAUCCAACUUCACAUCUCGGCGAUGACUUAGGCUGGGGACCGGCGAAGCUAAAAACUGGGGCGCUAACAACUCCUGCUGCGAGUCCCGCCGGACAGCAGCAGUACUCGCUUGCGUCUUGUUCACCUCUGAGCCAGGCAAAAGAGAACGUUUCUCAUCAUCUUAAUGGCAGACCAUCGAGGAAGGGUGGAUUCGUUGGUGGUGGUGGUGGUGGUGGGGGUCUGGGAGGUCAUUCUAAUACCUCCUACAUGACUGCUGGAGGCGAACACAGUGUUGCAGCAAAUAGACCUACCACGCUGUUGGGGCAGACGCAAUCGCCAACAUCAUCGGCGACAUGUAUGGACAUAUCUCCACUUGAGAAAACAGCGGGUAAUGGAGGAGGAAGAGGAGAAAGGGGGCGGGCUGGAGACGGGGGUGGCAUUUCCUGGGCCCAGUUCGUGGAGCAAAGGAAAAUCGCCACUCCUAUUGCUGGUCCUGCUGCCCAACGGACAAUAACUGUCUCGACACCAUCGCAGCGAGAACGAGUGCGCGCUGGGGCCAGCUCCAUGUCCACAUGGACGGAGCAGUACCAUGGCGAGGAGUGGCAGGAAGAGGUGCUUGGGCCUGCUCGAGGGGCCACCAGAUCCCGUCGCCGCUCAACCGUCAUCGAUUUCGAUCUGCCGCACUUGCCUAAGACUGGUCAUUCCUCGCUGUCACCGGCGGCGGGUGGGCCAGGACCCCGUCCGUGUGUCUCGGGAGGAUCAACCUACAACCACGGGGAAAAGCGUGGGGAGAAGCUGCCACGUGUCCUUGGAUCCCGACCUUUGUUUUCAGCACCAGCUCCCGAUGUCAGGCUUUUUUCUCCUCACAUUGGGGACGGGGUUGUCAUCAAUCUCUUGCCGGCUAAUAAGCCACCCCUUGUAUUAGGAUUGUGUUGCCUGUUCGUGAUAACCUCAGUGAUUGCGUUCUUAUCUAUGGGGUCGUUUCUCGAUGAUGUCGUAGCGCGGGGGAUGAGAAAGCGGUAUGGCUUCUUCUCAUCCUGGAACAAUGCGAUGGGGAAAGGUGAGGGAUUCGGAUUCUCGUCAUCGGCGGGAACGGGCGAGGGGGUUGGUGAGUGGGUGCUCUCGUCCAGACCAGUGGAGUGGUGGGAGACGGGGGAUGUAUUGACUGUACAGCGCUUCUGUUGGGACAUGAGAUCCCGGUCACCGAAGACUGCCUCGUCGUCGUUAUCUUACGCUCCGUCGCGGUCUUCUCAAUCCUAUUCUGACCACGUGGAUCCUGUCGUCGAUCGCGGUGCUGGGCACGUGCUGCGCUUUCCCGCCGGUGAAGAGGGGUGGUACGCGGCCUCCGGGCUUGGCGCGCAGCUCCGCAGAUGGCUGGGAAUCAGUGACCUCACCGACGCCGAUGUGUUCGACGAACAAAGCUUGUUCUUGCAACCCGGGCAAGUUGUCUUCAAUGCGCUGCAAGAGCCUGGCCCUGCUGCCGAUCCGUUGGAAUCUUCUUCUUCUUUURCAGAUAGCUCUGCAMAUCUGGAKACUGAYGAUCGUCUCGAUCASGGAUMUGGAYCUGACGGCGGCGRUCGAGACGGAUCGGAAGAGAUCAAGGUCGCGGCGACUCAUUCACCGGUAACCCCGGGGAUGAGAGGGGUCUUGGCUGAUGAGCAAGGGAAAGAAAGAUGUGACGUCGAAGCAGCAGGAGGGAGGGAUGAGGUGGUAGUGGGAACCGGCCAGUACCUCGAUAAGAGUAUUCUAGAUCGGCAUGCAGCGUCCACGAGCACCGUUGGCGGCCGAAGUAGUGGUGGUAGGAGUAGGCCCUCAACUUCUCACUCGUCUGAGCUUGAAGCUGUCCUUCGAGAGAUAGCUGAGAUAGAAAUGCUAGGAAACGAGAUCACGGACUUGUUGGACGAAGAAGUUGCUGAGGAGCAACCAACAGACAUCGAUGAUGAAAUCGGUCACAAGUUUGGGGAUGCGAAAGGUGCUGCUCCUCCUGUUUCCAAAAAUAGCCUUGAGGAGGAGGAGGGUGUUUUAAAGGCUAUGUAUUCUGCCUCUUCGUCGUCUGCGAUAGCAGAGGAGAUUAUCACAUUUGGCGAUAGUUGUAGGAAAUCUCAGAUGCGCAGUCCCUCUCGGGAGAUGGAGAGGGAGAGGGAAAAGAUUGUCGCUGGUGAGUCCUUGGAGGCUGUUCAGCAUCUAAGGGGCGGAGGGAUCGAGGCCACCAGCCUGUCUUUUUUGACCCCUGAACACGUUGACGGUGAGGGAGACGAGGGUGGUGUAAGGGAGGAAGCGGGGAAUGACGAGUCGCUGCUUACUGAACCCGUUAUCGAGAAAAUCGAUGUCGUGGAAGGCAUGUCAGUUACUCGUGACUCGAUCACAGAUCAGAAAGAAGGUGGGCUUCUAUCCAUUCUGCUCGGAGUAGCCUUCGCUCGCGCCUACGAGCGAGACAGCGCCGUCGAUCUUGUCCGAGCAUCAGUGGCAACGACAUGUCGGUUUUUCUUUCGUGGAUUUCGUAGUAGUCUGGACGCAUUGACUUCAACGGGCGUGUGGGUCGCGAAGGGAAGGCAGGGCAACGAACUCGUGGAUGGUGUGGCCAUCGACCUCGUCGGGAUCUUGACGAAGACGGUGAUUGCCUCGAAGACGGAACAAGCCGUCAGUUCUUCUCCUCCCGUGUCUGAAGCUGAUUCCCAUCUGUCGGCGGCGGCGGCCAUGGAAGCUGUCGAUGCAAGCGAAGUGGUGGAGGAGGACUCCAGUGCCGCUCGGAGACGACUCCAGUCUUACGUUUCUCGCUCCCUCGCUAGAGGGGGCAAACCGAUGGUGAGCCUGAAGGAAGAGGGACGCGAGCAAUCGAAUGACGGCGGGAAAAGAGACGUAAGGAUGACUACCAUUUGCAAGGACAAGCGAUGCGAACAGGAGGAGCACGGCCUAAAUCCAUGGGUGAGGAAGACGGAGAGGGCGGGAACGUCCGAUGAUGACGUCAACGAAAUCUUGGAUGAUGGUAUAGCUGCUGAGGAGGGUACGACAGGCGACGAACACUUGGAUGAUGACGUCAACGUAAUAAACGCGUGUCUUCCUCGGAGUAUGUCUUCGUUACACAUCACGCCGCGUGUCGUAGAAAGGGAACCUCUGCGGGGGGAGGGUGAUGAGAUGGGUUCUGUGGAAACGAACGGUCAAGAUUUGACAGCGAACGGCAGAGACUGGUCACUUGUGGAACGAUCGGUGCCCGGCCGACUCCUCUCCUCCGCCUGCGUUCCACGGAGAGAUCCCCAGGAUGAGUGCCGAUUUACAGCAGCGACGACGGCAAGCAUCGGCAACACAGACACUGGGCGGUUCAACCCAGAGAUCCCCAGUGGUCCUCUGGUGUUUGGUAGUGGCUGCAAGAAUGAGAAUAACUGGCAAUUACCAGGCACGGGUGGGCCGUUUGGCAAGCAUUUUGCACAAAUGGUGAUGGGGAGGGACUGCGAAGGUGCAGCGCAAGGUCAGGCAGUAGUGUCGACGACCACAAGGAAGGAGGCCAACACCACAAUAACCAUGACGGAGAUGCGAAUGGCGGCCAGUGCGGGAGGUGGUGCUGAUGUGGGCGGUCGUCAUCUGGUAUCCAGACCCUGUGCUUGUCCGUUCAGUCUUCGUUACAUAUCGUACACUGAGGUUGUCUUCGGAGAGUGGGUCUUCGGAGAGUGGCUUCGAGAGAAAAUCAAAUGUGAAUUUGCAUCGCAAUUUGCUGAACCCGCUGACAAAUACUACACCAUUUGUGAUUUCGCUGGGGACGGGGGCAACGUGUGACUGCAAAAGGACAGCAGAAUUUGCGAUUUUGAGAAGGCAUACGACCAUGUGGACUGGUUGUUCCUCGAUAAAUGCUUGGAAAAACU